CUCAGCGAUCCCAUGAACGGCUUAGUCGUGAUGCAGACAGAUUGUUCAUCUCCGAAGCAGGCUUGUGCGAGCUAGAUGUAUCUACAGUGAGAAGUUGUGAUGAGGCGGGGUUGAUAAUGGCCGAUGCAACAACUAUCAAAAAGCCCGAACAAUUGCGUCGAAGCCUCCAAUCCCAAGAUUCAGCUCGGUUUUUGUACGUAUACAUAUGCCCCGACUCCUAAUGUAAGAUGGAUACCUACUCAUCCCUGUGUAGCUACAUAGCGCAAACAUACUCUUGGGGACAACUCUUGAUUACCGAAGAGCUAUUUCGAAAGCUCAUGACAGCCUUGAAAGUACAUCCCGACUUCUUAAACGUAUUGCACAUGUUUGGAGAAAAGAUCACGGCGGUCGAGGAAGGAUUUACAACCCUGUUGACUCGUCUAGAUUCUAAGCCAUUGGGCCAAUUAGUGGACACAUACAGUAUGUUAUACCUUUUGUUGAAAUGAAGAAGCCUAAGACGAGCAGCGAUAGCAUAUGACGUGAAAUUCGUGGAACGCCAUGGACGAAGUUCGCUACUAGAUCCAUACUCGGUCCGGCAAACGGGUAUUUAUCAACAAU
Messenger RNA from Aaosphaeria arxii CBS 175.79, 597 nucleotides. RefSeq lists its product as uncharacterized. The transcript has 2 exons. Lineage: Eukaryota; Fungi; Ascomycota; Dothideomycetes; Pleosporales. The annotation marks the transcript as partial. The record is from RefSeq and is a predicted model, not a curated record.